Messenger RNA from Eruca vesicaria subsp. sativa (arugula), 2382 nucleotides. NCBI's taxonomy places the organism in Eukaryota, Viridiplantae, Streptophyta, Magnoliopsida, Brassicales, Brassicaceae. The record is from the annotation of a GenBank genome assembly.
AUGGCUGCCAGAAAAGAAGACUUCUCAGUCAAGAAUAUCUCUAGAAAGCUCGGUGGAGAAAGAGGAAUCCGAAACCCUAACGGCCCAACUUCUUCACAUGACCUCUUCGAACAAAUGGAUUUCCUUUACGUAGAAGUAAUCAAAGCCAUUAACAAAAACUCUAUCGUGAACCCCAUAGCAAACCCCAUCGUGGAAAUCACUCUCGGAAACUACAUAUCAUCCACCAAAACUCUACCACUCCGACCAAACGGGGAGUGGAAUCAAGUAUUCGCUUUCGACAAAACAAAAGGCGAUGUCUUAUCGGUUACACUAAAAGAUGGUCGAUGGGAGAACGGUGGUAACGUGUUCGGCAAGCAAAACUUUAAGCUAGCCGCUGAUAUUCCAUUUAGGGUUCCGCCCGACGCAAGAAUCGCGCCGCAGUGGUACUCUAUGGGAACUCACAUGGAACUGAUGAUGUCGAUUUGGUUCGGCACACAAGCCGACGAGGUUUAUCCGCAAGCAUGGUUUUCAGACGCGUCUGAUGUCAGCUAUAGUUGCGUGAUCAACACGCGACCUAAACUUUACCUAGCGCCAAGGCUCUGUUACGUUAGGGUUACGAUUGUUUCAGGUCACGAUUUGAUUUGUAACGAUGCAAAGCGGACACCUUGUGUUUACGUGAGAGCAACUCUCGGUGAUGUCGAACUAAACACCGAGGUUUCUUUCGGUUCGAACCCUUCUUGGAAUCAAGAUCUCAUUUUCGUCGCAUCAGAGCCGUUAGAAGAAACGGUCUACAUAACCCUAUUCGACAGAGUCAACGAUCGACACAGCGAGUGCAUAGGGGUAUUAGAGAAGAAGCUCUCUGAGAUGAAUGCGGUUAAAGUUCCGGGAUCAGCACCAGCCUUGUUCUACGACAUUGAACCGCCGGUUAACGUCGAACCGGCUGGCGAUUCGAGGCGGUUCUCUAGUAGAAUCAAGAUGAAACUAGCUACUGAUCAAGCUUAUCAUGUAUUCGACGAAUGCAUUCAAUACUCUAGCGAUUAUCGAGCUUUCGCUAAAGGGCUAUGGCCUGACUUGCUCGGGAAGCUAGAGAUUGGGAUUUUGGGGGCUACCGGUUUACAACCGAUGAAAGAGUGGAGAGAUGGGAGGAGGAGCACUGAUGCUUAUGUUGUGGCUAAGUACGGGAACAAAUGGGCGAGGACUCGAACUGUGGUCGGUAGCUUUUCACCGAAGUGGAACGAACAGUACUCGUGGGAUGUUUACGAUAAAUGUACAACCGUUACAUUCGGAAUAUUCGACAAUCAUCAGCUCGUUUCGGGUAAUACUAUGAAUGAUAAUUUGAUUGGGAAAGUAAGGAUUCCACUGAGAUUAUUCGAGUGGGACAGGAUCUACACUUAUUCCUGUCCCAUUCUUGUUCUAAGGGAAAACGGAUUAAAGAAAAUGGGCGAGCUUCAGCUCGCCAUUCGUUGCCUUUGUGUAGCGAAACCGUAUGUACUAGCUACGUCGUCUUUCCGAUGGAUGCUACCGAAAGCUCAUUACAAAUCUCCACUGUCGGUGAUUCAGACGACAGUGGAUCUGCGAACACAAGCGAUUCGUUUGAACUGUCUGAACCUGGCGAGGACCAAGCCGCCGUUGAGAAACGAGGUCGUUUUGGAUAUGUUGAGGCCGACGAAUAAGAGUUUCAGCAUGAGGAUAACCAGAGCUAACUUGGAGAGGCUUCGUAGAGUCGCUAAGAUGUUCGGUUGGUGUGUUUGGAUGAAGGAAACGGUCAGAUCAACGACGGAUUUUCGUCCGAAAAUCAUUACAUGUGUUGCAAGCGUAGUGGUUGUGUUUGGUUGGUAUUGGCUCUUGUGUCUCGCGGUUUGGCCUGUGUUUCCGGUUUACCUAGCGGGUUUAGCUCUACGGGAAAUGUUUAGAUUCUUCAAGGGAGAGUUCAACAGGUUGGUGCUUGGGGUCGAGACGAAUCCUCCUCCUCCUUUGGUUCCUGUAGAUUUGAAGCUUUGGGGACUCGACUCGCCAGACCUAGACGAGUUGGCUGAGGAGUUGGACACGUUUCCGUCGUCGGUGAUCGAUGUGGACGUUCUUAGGAUGAGGUACGAUAGGUUGAGGGCGACGGGGGAGAAUGUGAUGGUACUAUUAGGCGACGUUGCUUCGCAGUGCGAACGUGUUCUUGCGGUCUUGUCGUUGCUUGAUAGUCCACUUGCUUGGAUUUGCUUCUCGCUUGGUUGUUAUGUGAUGGUGGUCUUUGUGUACGUGUUUUGGGAUCACGUGAUUUUUUUUCAGAAGUUUGUGUUUAUCUGCUUUGUUGUCCGUUGGGUUAACUUCCCGUGUUUCCGCAACGAUUUGCCUAGUGGUAUCUGCAACUUCUUCAGAAGAUUGCCGACCAAACAAGGUCCCAUGUUCUGA